ACAGAGGCUCAAUCAAACAGCAGCUCAACCUCUCUCCUCUCCGUCAACCUCUGCCCUGCAUUUCCACCAAAAUUGCAAAAGAGCCACUCCCUUCCUUUCCCUCUUCAUCCUCUCCCCUCUCUCUAUAUCUCUACAUCAACAUCUCUACCCUCCAUUUUCACCAAAAUUACAAAAAGGCCACUCCCUUGCCUUCACCUUCAGCCUCUCCCAUCUCCAUCUCCACAUCAACAUCUCUACCCACCAUUUUUCACCAAAAUUACAAAAAGAGCCACUCCCUUCAGCCACCAAUGUCCGUCACCUGCGGAAUCGAGUGCGUUGUCUGCUUUGGUUGCUCCCGCUGGUUAUGGAAACGCUGCACCUACGUGGGCUCCGAUGACAGCGCCACGUGGACAUCUGCCACCCUCGAAGAAUUCGAGCCCGUCCCUCGCAUCUGCCGCACAAUCCUAGCCGUCUAUGAAACCGACCUCUCCUGUCCCAAAUUCCUCCCAGCCAACGGCGGAUACCGCAUGAACCCCGACUGGCUCGUCAAGCGCGUCACCUACGAGCAAACCCAAGGCCAGGCCCCGCCCUACAUCAUCUACAUCGAUCACGACCAUCAAGAGAUCAUCCUAGCCAUCCGUGGCCUUAAUCUGCGAAAAGAGUGCGACUACAAGGUAUUGAUGGACAACCGCUUAGGGAUGCAGAUGUUCGACGGUGGGUAUGUCCACCAUGGCCUGCUGAAAUCGGCGGUCUGGCUGCUCAACCAGGAAGCGGACACUCUCCGUGAACUGUGGCAGCAGAACGGAUCGACGUACAAGAUCGUGUUCGCUGGCCACUCAUUGGGGUCUGGCGUUGCGGCGCUGAUGGCGAUUGCGGCGGUGAAUCAUAGGGAUAAGAUCGGUGGGGUGCCGAGGGAGAAGAUGCGGUGCUAUGCCGUGGCACCCGCUAGGUGUAUGUCAUUGAACCUGGCAGUGAAGUAUGCUGAUGUGAUAUACUCGGUUGUUCUGCAGGAUGAUUUCUUGCCCAGGACGCCUACGCCUUUGGAAGACAUUUUUAAGUCGAUCUUUUGCUUGCCCUGCUUAUUAUUUGUUGUUUGCAUGAGAGAUACAUUCGUACCAGAGGAUAGAAAGCUCAGAGAUCCGAGAAGGCUUUAUGCUCCUGGACGAAUAUAUCACAUUGUGGAGAGAAAAUUCUGCAGAUGUGGAAGGUUUCCUCCUGAAGUGAGGACUGCCAUUCCAGUUGAUGGAAGAUUUGAACAUAUUGUCCUAUCAUCCAAUGCCACAUCUGAUCAUGCAAUUAUUUGGAUUGAAAGAGAAGCGCAAAAAACUUUAGACAGGAUGAAGGAGAGCAUGGAGGCGGCGAAGACCCCCCCAACAGAGCAGAGAAUCACGAGGCAAGAAACAAUCAAGAAAGAACACAAGGAUGCAUUGGAAAGGGCAGUUAGCUUGAAUGUACCACAUGCCGUCAUGCCAGAUGAAACUGCCGAAGAGGGAGCAAUGGAAGGUCCACCUGGUGGUCAGGAGGAAGGACCUUCUGGUGGACAUUCCUGCAGUGGAUCGCAAUCCAGUGGAAGAACUAAUUGGGAUGCACUGGUUGAGAAGCUUUUCCACAGGAACGAGUCAGGAAAACUUAUUCUGAAGAAAGAUGUUGAUGUCGCCAAAUGAGAGCAGAUUUUAUCCUUCGGUCAGGAAGCCGAAUCGACGUGCAAGGUGUGAUCUCAUUGAGAUCUUGUAACUUGUUUCUUCCAUUUUCUCUUUUUUGUUUCUUCCAUUCUUUCUCGUUUGUUUUGGCUUGUGAGGCUGAUAUAGCUCAUGUAUGGCCUAGAGUUGUAUAAUAUCGUCUCAAAGAAUAAACUGGUGGGCGCUCGGUCUAAUGAGAGCCCAUCUCUGCGAAUGCAUAUGUGAUGUUGUUUGCCUGGUGUGCUCUUCC
This is a messenger RNA of Magnolia sinica, 1908 nucleotides long. RefSeq lists its product as uncharacterized. Gene Ontology annotation, biological process: lipid catabolic process. The record is from RefSeq and is a predicted model, not a curated record. Bases 288 to 1643 code for a protein of 451 amino acids. Lineage: Eukaryota; Viridiplantae; Streptophyta; Magnoliopsida; Magnoliales; Magnoliaceae. The transcript is spliced from 5 exons.